AAUUCUGAAUCACUGUCACAUGCGCCGAAGUCAGGCGCCUGCGGACACUCGAAAACGUGCAUCUCCGACAGCUUAGAACUGCCAGCUCGUCACAUAGACUGCGAACGUGGAUGUCUUACACGCACUUUAAUUAGAAUCUUAAAUCAUGUACUUCCGCUUCACUUUAAUCCGGGAAAUGUCGAAAGUCAAGCGCUUUAAUGAAGUAUAUGGCUGGCAGUGAUUUAUUUUCCACUUAAUAUGGAAUAUCUGUUACAGGUGAAGCUGGGCGCCCUUGCGGGCUUGGUAUUCUUUACCGUCUUGUUCGGCUGUGUCCCGGCCCGCUUGCGAUGGUUCCGGACCGCAAGCGGAACAGAAGUCCACGGAGCUGUGCUUAGCUUGAUGAGCUGUUUUGCGGGAGGUGUGUUCUUGGCGACCUGCUUUUUGGAUGUCAUCCCAGAUUUCUUAUCAGACAUCGGGAAGGAGCUACAAUCCCAGAAGUUAGAGACGGAUUUCCCCUUACCGGAGUUCAUUAUGGCAUGUGGAUUCUUCCUUGUGCUCAUCCUGGAAAAGAUCGUCCUGCAUUUCACAGGCCACAAAACUGAGGAGCACAGCCCACUACUGCCCCCUGGUGGCCACGGGCAUGGCACAGCCGGCCACCAGCAGGGUGCCCCCCCCCACGUCCACAUGGACACACAGGCUCACUCCUCCUUCCGUUCCUUCAUGCUCUUCCUCUCGUUGUCGCUGCACUCUGUCUUUGAGGGUCUGGCCAUUGGCUUGCAGACUAUAGACUCCAAGGUAAUGGAGAUCUGCAUAGCCAUCGUUCUUCACAAAAGCAUCAUCGUCUUCAGCCUCUCACUGAAGCUGGUCCAGAGUGCCGUGAAGCCGCUGUGGGUAUUGGCCUAUGUGGGCGUCUUUGCCUUGAUGUCACCGCUAGGAAUCCUCGUGGGCAUUGCCGUGACGGAGGCAGACCUCUCUUCAGGGGCUCUGAUCCAGGCCGUCCUUGAGGGUGUGGCAGCCGGAUCCUUCAUCUACAUAACUUUCCUGGAGAUCCUGCCCCAUGAGCUGAACUCUCCCGAGAGACAGCUGCCCAAAGUGAUCUUUAUUCUCCUGGGCUUCAGCAUCAUGACUGGACUGGCGUUCCUGGACUGAGAGCGACCUCUAUUGGUACUUUAAUAUGUGGCUGCUGUAACCAGAUACACAAUUUGGCAUUUCAAUUUAAAGUCAAAUUCUGAUUUUAACAGCCAUUGUCAUGGACACUGAUGUGCGAGCAUGACCUUAUUGUGAAUGUGUCCAACGUCAUUUUUAAAGUAAAUACUCAUUUUCAUAAUUAUAAUGAAUUCACAGUUUUUCCUGGGCUCAUACUAUUUGACAUGUAAGUCUAGGCACACCUGACCAUACUCUAAAAAUGUCAAACUAUCUGCUAUUUUAAAGAGAGUUGCCUGUUGCAGUUUGGCUCACCAGGGGUCCUUCUCUGUGAUAUUAUUCCCUGUCAUGGGAUUUUCUUGCAAAAAAAGGUGCAAAAUUGAAUUGUGGUAAUAACUGGUUACAAAACCAUGAUAACUAAAAGAAAUUGACCGGAGUUAUUUAUAAUAUUCAGAACAAUGGUGUUCUGUUAGUUUUAUUUAUCUGUUAAGUGGUUCUAAUGUAAGAUUAUGCCAGACUAGGUGAUAGGGUGUUUUAUUGACAAUUUCACCUUUUCAAGCAAGUUUAACUGUUUGGUACAAAGUUUUUACGACUACUGACAUUUUUGCCAUUAUCACCCAAAUACCGGGAUGGUCCGAUUAAUAGCCUUUUUUCUCCCUCAAAAUACGUUUGGAAAAGUGGUGCCGUUUUAUAUUCGGGGUCUAGACGAAAAGGGGAAUAGAUGGCGCCAAACGAUAUUUUAUAACGAGUGUUUUGAUUUACCGUAAUAGAGAUUUACCGUAAUAGAGAUUUACCGUUCGAUGCGUGAGAGCUGGCAUCCCUGCCAAUGCGUGCGUUUAGCGUGUAUCCCCGAGUGCCGUGUGAAUUGUUGGAUUCUCUGCCUGUGCCGCUGCUAGCACUAAACCGAUAGUGGCUAUAUUAAUAAGGAUAGUAAUAUUCGUUUUAAAAGAGCUGUAAUAUCGUUUAUUCUUAAGGCUCAGCCUUUCUCCGCAAUACGUGUUUUACCCCCAGAUGAAUGACUUCACACAUUUUGAGGCACAGCACAGGGAACAGGCGAGGAAGACUAAGGCAAGCAGGUGCUUCGCCAAUCCACCGCUGAUGUCAGGAAGACACUAUGCAGAGUCAGCUUGUGGAAGACGGCGAGGUCUGAGCCGGACCAGCUGGACCCCCCGCGCCUGGUCUGUCGCCCAAUUCGAGCCGCAGGUGAUGCCAUAUCCACUGCCCUCCAGCUCAGCCUCUCACACCUGGACGGAAAGGACCAGUACAGCAGAAAGCUGAUCACGGGCUUCAGUUUGGCAUCCAGCACGAUCAUCGCGCGAAGGCCAGUAGGGAAGGUGUGUCAGGCAAUGUGAGGGGAAAGGAAGGGGAUAUGUCAUUUGUUUGUGUUUUAUUUAUAUUAUUGAAUUUUCUGUCCUGUGUUUUGGGUUAUUUUGUGGCUUUUUAAAAAUCGUGAUUAAUUACACGUGUGAUUGAGUAAUUGAUUUAUUGGUUAAAGUAUAUUGGGAAGCGUGUGAGAGACGCGCCGAGGAGAAUGGAUGGAGUGGUCGGGAUCCAGGACAAACGAUCGGUAGUGGGACCUGAUGUGGUUUAACUGCACGGUGAUGCUGUGUUUUAAAGGUGAUGUCGGUAUUCUCUGUUGUGUGUUGGUGGGUAUAAGUGGCGGCCGGUCUGGCUAUUAUUGCCCCGUCCUAUUUUCCGCGCUGGUUUUCUUUGAGUGCCUGCAGAGGAUCGAGGAGUAGUUCGGGUCGGCCCUGCAGAAGAUCGAGGGUGUCGUAGUGGCAAGCGGCGAACUGUGGACGUUAUAGCCUACCAGUUGCGCUUUGGGAUACAUGUUGUAUGUCUUAUCAUGGGCCCAUGUAAAUGGCUUCUUUGCUUUUGUGUGUGUGUGUGUGUGUGUGUGUGUGUGUGUGUGUGUGUGUGUGUGUGUGUGUGUGUGUGGAGGGGGGUUUCUUCCGGCCAGCAGUGUGGUUGGAUUGUAUUAAUUUACCUGCUCGUUUGGUUGCUGUGGGUUUGCGAGAUUUUGAAUAUAUGCCUCCUGGCUUUUUAUUCCUUUGUGAUUUUAAUAUAUUAGUUUGGGGUUUUAGUACCUGCCUAUAGUAAGGGGUGUUCAGUUAGUCCCCUGACAGGUAAACCUGGGCAUGAAGACCCCCUCUGUAACUGGAUCCUGGACUUUCUGACUGACAGACCUCAGCCUGUCUCCAUAGGAUGCAGCACUGCCCUGGUACUCAGGCUGAGCCCCCCAGGUCUGUGUUCUCAGUAUUAUCCAUUCAUGGAUGUACUGACAAUAAUCUGGGUAGCUCAGUCGGUAAAGCAUCUGAGGGUCCAGGGUUCAAGUCCCUGUUUGGGCAGUGUUCCAUUAGGGUUCUCUGUGACGUCAGGUCUUGUGGAAUUUUUUUUCAAGACAAAGGAGCUGGUGGUGGACUUCAGUAGGAGGCAGCAGAGGGCCUACACUCCCCUCAUCAACGGAUCUCCUGUGGAGAGGGUGAGGAGUUUUAAAUAUCUGGGUGUCCACAUUUGAGGACCUGGUGUGGACUGUUCACAUCGAAGUCCAGUCCAAAAGGGCUAAGCAGCGCCUGUACCACCUGCGACAGCUGAGGAAGUUCAGGGUCUCUCCAACAAUCCUACAGACUUUCUACUCUGGCGCUGUGGAGAGCAUCCUGACUCAGAACAUUACUUCCUGGUUCGGGAAUAGCUGUUUAGGACCACAAAGCCCUCCAGAGGGUGACCCGUGCAGCAGAACGCUGCUGCAGGUCGGCGCUUCCAUUUCUGCAGGACAUUUACAUCGAGAUGUAGGAGCAGGACCUUCAGGAUCAUCAAGGACACCUCAAACCCCAAUAACAACCUGUUUCAGCUUCUGAAAUCAGGAAAGAGACUCAGGAGCAUCAUGGCCAGGACUGAGAGGCUUAGGAGGAGUUUCUACCCCCAGGCCAUAAGGUCUCUGAACCUGGACGUGCCAUUGCACCUCACACCCUGAUGUACAUUGUGCUCUUGUGCCCCUCACCAUAUCAGCACUGCUACACUGGUCACUUUUUAUGUCUGUGUUACCGUUCAUUUUGAACAUACUUCUCUGCUUGUAUCUUUUUUGCACUUAAAUCCAAUUAUGCUAAAGUUAAACUUGCACAGUCUACAAAAGGGCAGUUCAGGAUGCAUUUCACUGCGUGUUGUACUUUAUAACUCUGUAUGUGACAAUUAAAGAAUCUUGAUCCUUUGAAUCUUGAGUCUACUAGCCAGCUGGGUUAGUUCAGUAUAAAAUGUACUAGCUAGGAAACAUUUUCACUGUAAUUUUCAAGUAUAGAUGGCAACCAAAGGCCAUCACAUCUUACAAUAAUUACUAUGUAAAAUGUUUAGCAUAUUUUAAUUUCCAUAAUUCCCUCAUUUACUCUGUAAAUGACCUUACACUGUUCCUUGAAUCCUCUUUAUUUUCCUGGUCAUCUGCCCAAACCGAAAGGCCCUUCUCUUCCUCUCUAGGUCCCUUUUCAUCCAGUUCCUGCUCAGGAAACUCUGCUCUUAUAUCUUAAGUCAAUUACUUCCUUGGGUUAAAGCUGCUCACAUAUGCUGCUCUAUGGCCAUCCGGUAAUGCAGUGUUUUACCUGUAAGACUGGCCCACCAGUCUGUUUGUUCAUUUAAUUGCACUGAAUCAUCUACUAAUAAUAAUACAGAUUAACUCACUUGCACUAUACUCAAAUACUACUCAAAACUGUUUAAUAAGGAAAAAUACUUAGACACAUAUUGACGUGGAAAAGUUGACCAGCUUUCUUCAUUAACUCUCCAACGUUUGGUGUGAAAAAAGGUUAACAGGGGUAAUUUGAUUUUUAAAAAUAAAGAUACUGAGCUUGCUUCCUUUUACACGCUGGACAAUAUGUCGAUCUCUAUGGCCAGCCGUAAGUGCUCCAAGAGCAAAGGGAUGGUCUAAAAAAAUAUGCUACAUGACUUGAAAGUAAGCUUGCGUAGGUUUCAGAAUUUAACAAUUCUAUGUAACGUGUCCUAUAAUUGCAAAGGUCUGUGUAGGGCAGGUGUUGUUUAUCAGUUGUUUAUAUUACCUUUCUUUAAGUUGGCCAGUUAUAUAUUUUUUUUCUGUUUGUGUCUUGUCUCAUUGUGUUUGCUUGAGAGACUGGCAGUCAUGAUUUAAACAAAUAUGUGAUUUCACUCCCUGUUGCAUUACUGGGUCCCAGUUAGCCGAAAAUGGACAUGGUGAGCAAAACCACAACAUUCUGAAGAGGCUGAUUAAUGUGAUUGAGUUCUUGGAUUGACAGGGGACUGCAACAGAAUGAGAGUGAAAACUCUGACAACACAGGAAACUCUAGGGAGUUUACAGGUGUGCUUUCCCACUACGACGAUCUUCUGGCUUUUGUUGGUAUGUUUUUGCUGCACUUGUACUGUAGAGCAAAACAGUAAUGUAGAGCUGUGCUGGCAAACAUACAACGUCUGCCAGAUGUGUCGAUUAUCAUUAUAUUGCAUCGUUCAGUCCAGGACCAUACCUGUAUGUCUGCAUGACAUGUAAAUCAGGUUCAGUAUUUGGAUGUCUGACUAUGAUCCCUCUUGGACAUAGAUAUGAAUUUCAAUAAUUGAACUUUUAGGAGAUUUUUUGGAUGUCUGUGGAUGUGCAGGACAGGUGCGGAACCCAGUAUUGGACUUUGAGAAGUGUUUUGGACGUAUCUUUGCUCAGUGGGGUGUAGCCCAUCCAUCCAUCCAUCCAUCCAUCCAUCCGUAACCGCUUGUUCUGUUCAGGGUCACCGGUGGUCCGGAGCCUAUCCUGGAGGAAGGUAGGGAACAACCCAGGAUGGCGUGCCAACCCAUUGCAGAGGUAUAGCCCACUCAUACUUUAAUCAAGUCACUCCAUUAAAUAUUUCAGAAAAGGGUGCGACUGCUGAAAACUAUUCAAAUGUUGUGUCUAGAGUUUGCGUCACUAAAACUUUUGGUCAGCAGCCGCUGCUGGUAUGUUUUAUGCUUGUAUGUGUUAGGGAUGCACUGAUUCCAUUUGUUCAGAACGAGUACAAGUACCUUUCUGGUACUCACCGAUACCAAAUAGGGCUGUGUGAUGUCUAAAAAAAAUAAUAUGGCAUAUUGUAACUUAAAUGUAUUGGGAUAAACAUUGUAUAUGGGCUUCCCAAAAACAUGUCAUUAGCUCAGUGACCAUGGUGACUGAAUGUGCACAACAUUUAUCAUUUAACCUUUUCCCUCUCCGUGUUCAUGCUUGCUGCGCAUUUGGUUGUUUUGAAGUGUUUCUGCUUGUGGCCUUUUCGUCAUACUCUUUCUUAUGUUUGGUUUUUAGAUGUUUAAUUAGGCUACUAGUGCUGUACGAACCUGAUUUCAUGCCGCCUCUUGAUAGUUUAGUAGAAUACAGUUUGCAGUCCACAAUGCUCUGGAUUUCGUGUUUGAUGUUUUCAUUAUUUCCACUUUGCAGAUUUUUUGUCCAUUUAAGUUGUUCAUUAAUGAUAUCGCUGAUAUGUCAUUACGUGGUAUGUUAUAGGAACUGGCACAUUGUCACGAGAAUGAGGAUACGAACACGGUAUUCCACCUGAUACUGAUAUUGCUGCAUCCCUAGUAUGUAUGUGUGUAUGUAUGAUUUUUUGGUUCGCAUAAAACACUAAAUUUGCUCUUGGCAAUUCUUUAAACUGAAUUUUAUAAUACAGAAUAUUAAAAACA
Molecule: messenger RNA, 6768 nt
Organism: Paramormyrops kingsleyae
Lineage: Eukaryota; Metazoa; Chordata; Actinopteri; Osteoglossiformes; Mormyridae
Source: RefSeq, a predicted model, not a curated record